Messenger RNA from Hippocampus zosterae (dwarf seahorse), 3690 nucleotides. RefSeq names its product exostosin-1. The transcript is spliced from 13 exons. Gene Ontology annotation, molecular function: glycosyltransferase activity. The record is from RefSeq and is a predicted model, not a curated record. NCBI's taxonomy places the organism in Eukaryota, Metazoa, Chordata, Actinopteri, Syngnathiformes, Syngnathidae. Gene Ontology annotation, cellular component: membrane. Bases 453 to 3017 code for a protein of 854 amino acids.
GCAUAAGACAAAUGGCACGCACUCUCCCAAUCAUCGGUUUCAUUAUCAACAUUUAAGGUGAUAACAUGAGAACGCCAACUCGUUUUGGUCAUCAUCGAUGUAAGCGGUGCUAACCUGCCAGACACUCUUAAAUGCACAGAAAUCUUCACGGAGUUUGGUCGAGAGGGCCGUAGUGUUUUAAGAAGUAAAGUCAGACACAAAAACGGUGCAAAUUCACUCGCAUCGCACCUCCCGUCUCCCUGCACACGUGCUUCGAGGAGGGGGGGGGGGUGGUGGAAUGGGGGUGGUGGGUAGGUUGGUGAUGUUUGCAGCGCCGAUCCAAAAGAGUACUCGCGCGCAUGUGCGCAGCGGUCACUUACCUCGAGGCAAUCUGCGCUGCCUUGUCAAUCAAGAAUCCAGUAACUGGAUUCUCUGGAUGCCGUUGACGAGGAUGAGGACUCGACCGGCCAAAAAUGACUCCAAAUCCCACAACGCCAUGGUGUGGCUUGGGCGACAUCCAAGUGGGUCCACCUGACCUGAGACAACCUCCCCACUGGCCUCCCCUUUCCUCAUCAUCCCCCAGCCCGACUCCUCCGUCCACCUCAGCAGGCCCCUUCCUCCCACCCUUCCUCCUUCUCCCCGAUCCCACCCUCCACCUCCUCCUCUCACCUCCCCCCGCAGCACACAUGCAGGCCAAGAAGCGGUACCUGUUCGUGUCUGUGGGGGUCGCUCUUCUCUUCCUCGUCUACAUGUGGGCUCUGCAAAUUGCCGACUUUGAGCAACAACAACAGCAGCAGCAGCGGUGGUACCGCCAACACCAGUUGCCCCGGUACCCCGACUACGACCAGCACCAGCCUUACAGCCAGAGGCAAGAAGCGGACCGGGCUAGUUCUAAGCCGCCACUGCCUCGCAGGGGGCCAUCCAACCAGCCCGGACACUGGACUGAAUUGACCCGGUUGCUGGGGCCCUACCUGGAGGGAGGAGAACAGGAGGAGGACGGUCCUCAGGUGCACCACCAACACAGCUCGCCCAGGGAGCGGCGCUCGGUCCGCGACAACCUCUACAAGAACAAACGCUGCCGCAUGGAAACCUGCUUCGACUUCGCCCGCUGCCAGCCACACUUCGGCAUUUACGUUUACCCGCCGCAGAGGGGCGACGAGAUCUCAGCUACGUACCGUAAGAUCCUGUCCUCCAUCCAGGAGUCUCGCUUCCACACCGCAGACCCCCUGAAGGCCUGCUUGUUCAUCCUGGCCGUGGACACUCUGGACAGGGACCGUCUGUCGCCCCAGUUCGUUCAGAACGCCAGGACACGUAUCCACAAUUUGCCCACAUGGAACGACGGCAGAAACCACCUCAUUUUUAACCUCUAUUCCGGUACCUGGCCGGACUACACAGAAGAUCUGGGAUUUGAGGUGGGCCAGGCCAUGUUGGCCAAGGCCAGUGCCAAUGUAGCCAACUUCCGACCCAACUUUGAUAUUUCCAUCCCUUUGUUCUCCAAAGACCACCCACUUAAAGUAGGGGGCAUGGGUGGCACCUGGGGCACGAAUGGCGCGGCUGCCCCGAUCUCCUCCUCGUCCUCUCGGCGCUACUUGCUGGUGUUCAAAGGGAAGCGUUACCUGACGGGGAUCGGCUCGGAGACUAGGAACGCAUUGUAUCAUAUCCACAACGGGGACGAUAUUGUCCUGCUGACCACCUGCAAGCACGGCAAGGACUGGGAGAAGCACAAGGACUCCCGCUGCGAUCAUGACAACCGAGAAUACGCAAAGUUCGACUACCAGGAGCUGCUGCACAACUCCACCUUCUGCCUGGUGCCCCGUGGUCGACGCCUCGGCUCCUUCCGCUUCCUGGAGGCGCUGCAGGCGGCGUGCAUUCCCGUCAUUCUGAGCAACGGCUGGGAGCUUCCCUUCUCCGAGGUCAUCGACUGGAGGAAGGCGGCCGUGCUCGGCGACGAGAGGCUGCUGCUGCAGGUUCCGUCCAUGACUCGCUCGGUAGGCCGUGACAGGAUCCUGGUUCUGCGCCAGCAGAGUCAGUUCCUGUGGGAUGCCUACUUCUCCUCGGUAGCCAAAAUUGUCCUCACCACUCUGGAGAUAAUCCGAGACCGUGUGGACUCUGUCGUUUCCCGAAACCGUCUGAUGUGGAACUCCCUGCCUGGUGGCCUCUAUGCACUCCCACAGUACUCCACCGACCCCGCACGCUUCCCCUUUUACUACGCCAUGCUAGGGAAGAGCCCCCCACCGCAGUUCACCGGCGUGAUCCAUACGGUGAGUCCGCUGCAGCCGCACCCGUCUCCCGUGCUGAAGCUCAUCAUCGCUGUGGCCAAGUCCAAGUUCUGUGCGCAGAUUGUGGUUUUAUGGAACAGCGACAAGCCCUUACCUCCCAGGAACAAGUGGCCCUCCACCAGUGUGCCUCUCACCGUCAUCCAGAGCAAGGCGAUGAGUAGUCGUUUUUACCCGCACGAUGUCAUCAUCACCGACGCCAUCCUCAGUCUGGAUGAAGACUCGGUUCUCUCUACCAAUGAGGUGGAUUUCGCCUUCAUCGUGUGGCAAACCUUUCCGGAGCGUAUCGUAGGUUAUCCCGCCCGGAGCCACUACUGGGACGGCUCGCGCUCCUGCUGGGCCUACACGUCCAAAUGGACCAACGACUACUCGAUGGUGCUCACCGGGGCCGCCUUCUACCACAGGUACUACCACUACCUGUUCAGCAGCUACGUGCCCAGCAACCUGCUAAGUAUGGUGGACCGUAUGGCCAACUGCGAGGACAUCCUGAUGAACUUCCUGGUAUCGGCCGUCACCAAGCAAGCGCCCGUCAAGGUGACGCAGAAGAAACAGUACAAGGAGACCAUGAUGAGCCAAGGCUCCAAGGCGUCCCGGUGGGCCGACCCGGACCACUUUGCCGAGCGUCAGACGUGCGUGAACGCCUUCAGUCGCUGGCUGGGCUUCAUGCCGUUGCUGCACUCGCAGAUGAGACUGGACCCGCUGCUUUUCCGGGAUCAGGUGUCCAUGCUGCGGAAGAAGUACCGCGACAUCGAGAGGCUGUGAACGUGAUCGCCCCGCCCUCCAUCCCCUCCCGUGAACCGCCAGACAUAGCCAACACAGAAGGUAUGCUCACACUCGCAAAAAAAAAAAAAAAAAUCUAAAUUAAAAAAAUAAACCACACAGGCGAGGGACGUGAGCUGCAUGAAAACAACCGUUCUUAAUCAUAAUGGCGGGUUCUUAACGAUGGGACAAUCUUGCUAUUGUACAUUUACGGCUGCGGUUCGUGUCUGUAUAAAGCAAAUAAAAUCAAGGUAUGCUAUCAAAAGUGUCACGGGGGCUUCACUUUUUUGCUUCCUGACUUUGCACGAAAUUGCACUCGUGGGCCACUUUAUUAGGCACAGCUUUAAUCGCUGUGCCGAAUCGUUUUUAUGUAUAAGAUUACCUAUUUUAUGUACAUAGAUUCUAACUUUGCAAAGAUAAUCAUGAUCAAAAAUAAAUUACGUAUUCGGUAUUUUCGCAUUUUUUUAAUGAAAAUUUGUGAAAAAGCAAGCAAGCCAAAAAAAAAUUUUUUUAAGAACAGCAAUGCAAUGUUUAGCAAUAUUUGGGAUAUAUGUUUUAUUGUUGUGUUUGUGGUGGCGUAGAACUCGACAAAGAUUCUCUCAUCUCGCGACAUAUUUGGAGCCCGACUGUUUUGUCGGCCAGAUAAUCUUAUCAGCUGAUAUUUGGUUUUAAGAAC